Cylindrotheca closterium is the source of this 417-nucleotide messenger RNA. The record is from the annotation of a GenBank genome assembly. Lineage: Eukaryota; Bacillariophyta; Bacillariophyceae; Bacillariales; Bacillariaceae.
AUGAAGUUCAACACUGAAGUCUCUUCUUCCCGCCGCAAGGCCCGCAAGGCUCACUUUGGUGCCCACUCGGAGGCCCGAAGAAAGCUCAUGUCGGCCAAUCUAUCCAAAGAAUUGCAAGCCAGACACGGUGUGCGUAGCAUGCCCAUUCGCAAGGACGACGAAGUGCUGAUUACCAGAGGCAUGUACAAGACCCGCGAGGGCAAGGUCACGGCCGUCUACCGUAAAAAGUGGGUCGUCCACGUCGAGCGCAUUUCGCGAGAAAAGUCCAAUGGGUCUACGGUCCAAGUGGGCAUUCCCGCUUCGGCCUUGGUCAUUACCAAGCUAAAGAUGGACAAGGACCGCAAGGCCAAGUUGGAAGCCAAGUCCAAGAAUAAGGAGGGAGGAAAGACCGAUGUUGCCAUGAGCAAUGUUGACUAA